This is a messenger RNA of Adineta steineri, 126 nucleotides long. The record is from the annotation of a GenBank genome assembly. NCBI's taxonomy places the organism in Eukaryota, Metazoa, Rotifera, Eurotatoria, Adinetida, Adinetidae.
AUGUCCACCCAAUCAUCUGAUAUUCCAACAAUUGAAAUAAAAGAUAAUCAAAUGAAAGAUUUAUUAAAAUAUCUUUAUAAAAAUGAAUCAUUAUUAAAAGAAAAUGGUGCAAUGAAAUUAAUUCCA